Rhagoletis zephyria (snowberry fruit fly) is the source of this 795-nucleotide messenger RNA. The record is from RefSeq and is a predicted model, not a curated record. NCBI's taxonomy places the organism in Eukaryota, Metazoa, Arthropoda, Insecta, Diptera, Tephritidae.
AUGUCUGCUACCACAAAGUACGAUUUUACUGGCCGAGUUGCUCUCAUUACCGGUUCCAGUUCUGGAAUUGGGGCAGCAAUUGCUAUUCAAUUUGCCUCUUAUGGAGCACAAGUGGCAAUAACUGGACGCGAAGUUGCAAACCUGGAGAAAGUAGCUCAGGAAAUCGAAAAAGUGUCAGGCAAAAAACCAUUGCAGAUUAUUGGCGACCUUCUUGAUCAUUCAGUAGCAAAGAAGCUAAUUGAUGAAACUAUUGCCAAAUUUGGCAGACUAGACGUGCUUGUCAACAAUGCAGGGGGCGGCCAUCCUAGUGAUGCAAUUGAUAAGCCAAAUGUGAUGGAUGCAUAUGAUAAGAUAAUGGACCUCAAUGUUCGCUCGGUUCUGCAACUUACUUUGUUGGCUGUUCCUCAUUUGGAAAAGGUCAAGGGAAAUGUUAUCAACAUUUCAUCAGUUGCCGCCAUACAGCCCAUGUCUCUUGUUUAUUCAACAAGCAAGGCUGCAUUGGAUAUGCUCACUCGCGCCUGUGCUUCUCAACUGGCUCCAAAAAAGAUCCGAGUUAACUCAAUUAAUCCAGGUCCAGUGAAAACGGCGAUUUUUCGUUCAAUGGGCAUAACCAGUUUUCCUGAAGAACAAAUUUUAGAGAUGAUAAAAAAACAUUGCCCUCUGGGUGAAAUUGCACAACCUGAAGAAAUGGCUCACUUGGCUUCAUUUUUAGCUAGUGAUCUAGCGGCAAAUAUGACUGGCAGCAUUGUUGUUUCUGAUGGUGGAAUGCUUAUUAGAAACAGUAUGAAUGCCUAA